ACAAACUUGGUCUACGGUCAAUUACAUUACUGCUUGACCUAAAGAGGACCUAAUUGUAAUAUUCGACUGAAACCUAAGCAAUGGACAAGAUACCGUCUUGCCAUGAUUCAUUUGCGCUGAACAAACCUAGACAUUAUUGCUAUUUCCUGCUGGGCAUGCGCAGCAUCUUUUCCCUUUGACCGAUGGUCUUUUUUCCAUACGGGGAUGAACUUCCACAUGAUUGGAACGCCUAUCUUGUACCUGGACGAUGUAGCCUUUGCAGCUUUGAGUUGACAGAGGGUGAACGUGUUGUGACAGUGAUGAUAAAAGACGAAAAAGUCUCACAUGAGUGUGUAGUGACAUCCAAAGCGUGCUACACGGAUGAACGGGCCAAAAUCCUAUACGAGCUUGACUUCAGAGAUUAUAUCGACCUCCAUCACGAUAAUCAUGAUAACUUUUCUUGCCAUGGUCAAUGCAUCUCCAUGUAUGGGGUGCUAGUUAAUAAGAGCUUUUUCCAAGCGAUGCACUAUUCUUACAAUCCAUCUCCGCCGGAUAUCGCACGCCGUAAUCAUUGGCUGCGCUCCGACCUUGCCAGCCUCCUUCACGAAGCCCUUGGACCCUUUCUGAUACCGCUAGAGAUAUGCGAUAAGAUAGCUCAGAGAUGCUCCCUCCGUGAGCAAGCCGCUUCUAUAGCGAAUGCCUUCUGGCGCAAGAACUUGAAAAAAGAACACGAGGGUCAGUUUAAAGUGAGUCUCGCCUCAAACAUAUGGGCUCGCUAUGUUGAGUUUGAGGGUGCGCAAUACAUUUCGUAUUUGACAAAUACUCCUGGUAACCAUCCGGAACAAAUGUCUAAAGUGUUCUCAGCACAAUCUGGCCAAAAAGUUAAAUCCUUAUACGUAGCUGAAUAUCACUUGGGUGUCAGACAAUUGCGGUUCUCACGCGCCGCAAAGAGAAACCCUACUGGCGUUGAAACAGUUCCAGGCCAGUGGUGGAGAACCUUCGAAUGUAAAAAGGGAACUAUGGAUAUAGAAGCUUAUAAUGAUGGUAUCAAGCUACGAUUUGUCGAGCCAGCUGAGCACAAGAGAUCACAUUUUUAUGACUGCGCUUUUGAAAUGCCAAUAUAUCCUCAUUAUCUGCGCCAGCUUCAUUGGCAUCGACUCUGUAGUGGCUAUGGGUAUAUUACGAGAAUGAUAUCAUUGGUUUUGAACGAUCCCCGGGCUACAGCUUAUUCAGCAAGCUGCGACUAUUGUCCAUACACUAUCCGAGCCCAUCUCCCCGGAGCACAUGAUCCCUACUUUUAUGAUGCGGGAUCAAUCGCUGCACGAAAUGCUGUGUGGCUCUACAUGCCUAUACACAAAGAUGAGAGAAUAACACAAAUCUGGCUGCGACAGUGGGUUGGUAAAUUCUUUUCUGACUCUGCAUUACUUUUCUGCAUGAAUACUGGGAACACCUAUGUUAUGGGCCUUUUUCCGGCCGCCGACUCUUAUGGCCAUUAUUCUUAUACAUUAAUCUAUGAGUCGUCGACUAUUCCAGACCUUAUGUUCUUCGAUAUCAAAAUCCGUGGUAUCGAAGAAUUCGAAUUUGAAAACCCAGUCAGGCCUCAAACAGAAGCACUUCCCAAGCUGCCACAACCGGAGUCAUUCUUGUCUGGCAUUUACUAUGAGAAGUACAACUACUUCUUUUCCUCCGCGAGUCUUGAAGAGGUGGUGGAGGUGACGCCGUGUCUAUUAGAAGUUUCGGGGUUCGGACCAGCUAUUAUGGGACUUCUCUUGCAAUAUGAAGACGGCCGGCGGGCCGCCGUGGGCCAGGUUCGCACAGACAGGUUCCAGUCGUCCUUAGCAGUCAACAAAUCCUCAUGGGGUCUAUGUCUACAAUUUUCGCGGUCUGCGCAGGAUUUGGUUAACGUUUCCUCGGUUGACGUUCAGAGUAAGACUGUUUCGGAUGAUAAAAUCGAGGCCGGACUCGAAAUUCCGUGGCAAGGAAAGCUUGAGUGGUGGUUUUGCAGCACCCAGAGUUGGUUGUAUCACAAAUCCGGGUCAAGUCCAAUGCCAUUCUUAGGGACAAACAAAACCUUCUCUGAGCAUGUGCAAAAUAUAACGCCUACUGUUAGCACGUGA
This is a messenger RNA of Talaromyces proteolyticus, 2096 nucleotides long. RefSeq lists its product as uncharacterized. Bases 183 to 2096 code for a protein of 637 amino acids. The transcript has 4 exons. NCBI's taxonomy places the organism in Eukaryota, Fungi, Ascomycota, Eurotiomycetes, Eurotiales, Trichocomaceae. The record is from RefSeq and is a predicted model, not a curated record.